Dimorphilus gyrociliatus is the source of this 3585-nucleotide messenger RNA. Lineage: Eukaryota; Metazoa; Annelida; Polychaeta; Dinophilidae. The record is from the annotation of a GenBank genome assembly.
AGAAAAAAGCAAAUAGAGCAAGGAAAAAUUCUCAGAUAGAGUAUUACAUAUUUAAUAUAUUUAAAUAUAUAAUAGGAAAAGAAAAAAAGAUAGAGAGAAAAGGUAAAGAUAGAAAAAAAGAAAUUAAAGAAUGGAUAAUACAACAGCUUUGUUACCUGGUUCUUUUCCUCCAACAACAUCGGAUAUUAAUGAUUUUGAUCCGAGACAAAAUACAGUUGGCACUGUUAUUCUACACGGGGUGCCUAUUGUAAGUUUGUUUAUUGAUGGAAAAGAACGUCUAUGCUUGGCUCAGAUAUCAAAUUCCUUGUUAAAAAAUUAUUCAUAUAACGAAAUUCAUAAUCGAAGAGUUGCCCUUGGUAUAACUUGUGUCCAAUGCACGCCAGUACAAUUAGAAAUAUUAAGGAGGGCUGGAGCUAUGCCAAUAUCAUCUCGCCGUUGUGGUAUGAUUACGAAGAGAGAAGCCGAACGCUUGGUAACGUCGUUUCUAGAAGAGAUAUCACCUCCUAAGUUGCCCGAUAAUUUUGCCUUUAACGUCUAUCACGAAUGUGGCUGGGGUUGUAAGGGUCAGUUUGUACCCUCACGUUAUAAUAGUUCCAGAGCGAAAUGUAUUCGUUGUUCUUUUUGCGAUCUCUUCUUUUCGCCUAACAAAUUUAUCUUCCAUUUUCAUCGUACUCCCAAUGCCAAAUAUCAACAUCCAGAUGCAGCUAAUUUCAAUUCUUGGAGAAGGCACUUACACCUAGAUUAUACCGAACCCCAUGAAGAGCUUGUUCACGCUUGGGAGGAUGUUAAAGCAAUGUUCAAUGGCGGCUCCCGAAAGAGGAUAAUAACACCUUCAAAAUCGCCUCCUAAACAGGAAGAGGAGAAUUAUAAGCGACCCAAGAUGAUGACGCCUAAUCCUUCUUUGCCAACGAGACUCCCUGUUUUGCCAUUCAACAAUCCGCCGUACGUCCCGAGAUCUCCUCAUCCGGCAUUUCCUUUCUUUCCUUUCUCACCUCCAGUGCCGGAUGUCCCCGUCCAGAAUAAGGCGAACGCUUUGGAAUUUUGGAAUAAAAAAGCUCCGCCCCCUUACAUUAACCCCUUAGGCUAUUUAUGGGCAAGAAAUCUCAGCUUCGGUCAAUCGGAGAGAUUUGAUUUUAGCAAAAUGGGGCAAACCGCAGAGAAAGAGGCCAAUCAAAAUUGUAAGGACGAGCGUUCAACGCCGUCAACGCCGAGGGACGAUGUGCCCUGGGAAGCUGAUAGUCCGGACGACAUAAACGUCACCGACGUCGACGCCUCGACGCCCCUGGACGCGAAAAUGGAGACAACUGAACAGGUAAUUUACUUAAUCAAUAAUAAAUCAAUCGAUAGUAAUCGCAAAUUAAUUUCUAAUUAUAUUUAUACGGCUAUUAGAUCAAAUUUGUUAAAAAAAAGAAAUUAAUCGACAUGUAGUAUACAGCCACCUGUUAAUAUAAUCUAGAGUGUAAACAUAUACAACUCCAUGCCCUCAGGCGUUUCUUUUUUCCUUAUUGCCAAUAAUUUGUUUUCCGGAAAGAUUCGAAUGAAUAUAUUAUUGUAUGUAUUUAAGCUUUAUUGGUAAAUUUUGAGGGCGGAAGAGAACUUAAUGCGAUAAACGUUUUGAUCAAACUCGAUUAAAACGAGCAAUCGAGGUUUGUCAUAGCCGAGUGAGCAUUGACAAUUCAUCGCAGCAUUUUGCAGUAUUUACGAUUCCAGUGUAUUCAAUCAACUAAUGAAAAUACAUGAAUGUAUUGAAAACAUGAAUGUUUGCCAGUGCCAAGACAAACAUCUGUCGUUGGCAGACAGAGUCACGAAGUGAUUAGCAAGAAAAGAACAAAAGUGACUCCUCUUUAGACGCUGUAUACAACAUGACCAGAGAACAGCUUCAAACAGAAUUAAUCAAGAUCUUACAAAAGAAAGAGGAUGUUUCUCAUUGAACUUUUAGUAAUUCUUCUAACAAGCAUACUUAAAGCAUAUACCGUAUAAAUAUAUAAAUACGAUAACAUGUACACAAUAUAUACAUUGAAAUAUAUAAAUGUAUAUACACACUAUAUAUAAUGUAUAUUUAGUAUGUAUUACAUAAAUUAAUGCAAUAUUCGGUAUAUAAAAUAUGCUAUAUCUUAUCAUCUUCAGUGUUUACAGUAUCCUGUCUAUUUUCUUGUUUUAAGUAUAUAUGUCACAAAAAAAACGACAAAAAAAAGAGACAUAAGAAUUUAUAUGUUAUGUGCUGUACUUGCAGUAGAAAGUUUUAUCGCAUCACUUAAUAACUAUUACUUUAUGCUGCCCUAUAGAUAAUGUUUGCAAUAUGCUAUUUUUAAAUAGCAUUAUACUUAUUAUUUAUUAUUAUGAAAUAGGUUUAGAUUUGUUGUAGUAAAGUAAAAAUUUUGUUUAGUUCAUUACUCUUUUAUUCGACAGAUUGAACGCAGUUUGUCAACGUGUCAUUAAACAGUUUGUAAGCGAGCAAAUUUUGAAUAAAGCAUGUAAAUUGAUGCUAGACAGGCGAAUAAGUACUCGACUUGAAAAAAUUCUAUCAUCCACAAUAAAUUUCUCAUGUAGACGUUGCGAGAUGGUAAAUUAUGCAAUGAUGACGUCAGUGGUGACGUCAUAUUUUACACCUGCGCAUGUUAAUUGUGCAGAAGCGUGUGUGCGGGUGUUGCAGUAUUUAUUAUCAUUUAACCCGAUCUGAAUUCAUCUUUCCUCCGCCCAUCUUCUAAUAAAUAGAAAAAAAAGGAGGACGUGUUAUGUAAAUUCAUUGGAUUCUUAUAGAAGGUGGGAGGUGAAGGUCGGCUUUUGAACGGAAAUAGAUUCUUGUACAAAGGGAGCAGCUGCGAGAAAAUGAGCGAUUAUGAGGAGGUGUUCAAUCAUGAGUUUCGAGUGUCUUUUUGUUUAGAAUAAUAGCCAAAGGCAUUACGGUUGCCCUUGUAAAAAAUCCGCACUGAUUAGAGCGUUUUUUAAUUGAGACGUUUUAUUGCAGAAGGAUUAAGGGACAUGAUAGCUGUAAAUUUUCGUCUAAUUUUAUUAAAUCGCUUUGAAGUAGCCAAAAUUGCACCUGCUUUAAAGAGAACGUGGGCGGUACACUUUUCAGCUUUUCUGCAUUUGGAAAUUCAAUGCUGAAAUAUCGCCUUUUUAAUUUCAAAGAAGCACAUGCGCAACUUCAAAAAGAUGCAAGGUCGAAAAGGGUGAAAAUGAAACAAUUGCUGAGCUAAAUUGAUAGAAUUUGACCGGAGAGCUAAUGAAAUUUUCAUAAAUCGAAAUUAGACGCUUUUCAAAUGAUUGAACAUUUGACGCGACGCAUCGCCCGACCGCGUUACCUGAACGUAUGUUCAUUCAAGCGUCCUAUUCAGUUUGAGGUCAUUUCGAGUCACGCCAUUUAUAAUUGGUAUGUUUUUUAUCACUAUCAUCGCUCAAUUAUGAUUUCACUUGUUGAUAAUAUCUGUACUUGAAUGAAGCUCAAUAAAAAGCUAUGGUGUGUACCAACAUAAAGAAUAAAUUAUAUUAUACAUGCGUAUUUACACUCCUUCAACCGUUAAGAAAUGCCAAGUCAUGUAAUAAUGUAUCUACAUCUAUAGUACGUUAUUAUUUAGAGAAUGA